Monoraphidium neglectum is the source of this 225-nucleotide messenger RNA. RefSeq lists its product as hypothetical. Gene Ontology annotation, cellular component: gamma-tubulin ring complex; centrosome; spindle. The transcript has a single exon. Gene Ontology annotation, biological process: gamma-tubulin complex localization; microtubule nucleation by interphase microtubule organizing center; mitotic spindle assembly. Bases 1 to 225 code for a protein of 74 amino acids. The record is from RefSeq and is a predicted model, not a curated record. Lineage: Eukaryota; Viridiplantae; Chlorophyta; Chlorophyceae; Sphaeropleales; Selenastraceae.
AUGGACUCCAAGGCCGCUGACCAGGCACUGGAGACGCUUCACCAGAUCUCGUCGAUCCUAGACUGCGGCCUGGACAAGGAGACGCUGCGCAUAUUGGUUGGACUGUGCGAGGCAGGUGUCAACCCCGAGGCACUGGCGCACGUGGUGAAGGAGCUGCGGAGAGAGGCGGCGCUGCUGCGCGCGUCCGACCCGGCGCAGCAGUCAGGGGGCGGCGUGCGCCAGUGA